UUAAGGCUGACCCACCCUCUCCACCGAUCGCGGAUCGUACACGCCAGAAAGACAAGCAAAAGGAGACUACGGAUCUUGAACCUGUCAGAGAAGAGGCUUCGAUUCCAGAGGUUAAAGAGCAACUUCAGAGUGUGAUUACAAUGCCCAUGGUGGAAGUAGCAGGGCCGGAUGGAGACCCUAUGUUAGUACACCGUCCGUGGACACUAAAGGACAUUGAGCAUGCUCAUGAGCACCUCCCUGACCCGAGAGAAGGGGGGGGGGGGGGGUUUGGUGUGGAGUUGGAACGUUUCUGCAAAGAAUUUCGUCCCACCUCUCUUGAACUGAGGCGCCUGCUGGGAAGAAAACUAGCAUCUGAGAUAACGCGGAUUCAGUAUGAAUGGCCGGAUGAAAAUCUGUGCAUGAGGCAUCCAGAUCAUGAGAGCGGGAGGAAUGCGACGUACUGUAACUUCGUAACGGAAUUACGUGAAGCGUGUUAUGAAGCCUUUCCAGUGAAGAUGGAUAUGACAAAGAUUGCGCUGUGCAAACAGCAGGACAGCGAGACAGUUGCGCAAUAUCUUCAUCGCCUCACGGAAGUACACAACGUGCACAGCGGCCUUAUUGCCCCCGAGAAUAUGAGUGAGGGGGUAGUGACCGCAUACGAGGCGCAUUUGAGAAACAGUUUCAUGAAUGGACUGAUUCCGGAAAUAUCUGACAAGGUGAAAAACCUAUGCAUCACGUGGGACACUGGAAAGCUGAGCCUUAUCGAACAACAUGCUCUGCAUGCGGAAAAGCUGCUCACGCAAGCCAAGCAAGAUCAGGGAAAAAAGAGAGAAGAACAAACACACAAAGUUCAGCUGACAAUGAUGCAAGCCAUGACGAGAUCUCAGACACAAUGGAGAGGGACCUCCACAUAUCGAGGAAGAGGGCGAUAUCGAGGAAGAGGGAGAGGAAGAGCCAGAAGCGGAAAAGAAAAAGGGGGAGAGAGUGGAUGUUUUGUUUGCGGAGGACAAGAUCACUGGGCAAGGGAAUGCCCUAAGAGACAUGGUGAGGAAACUGCAUGACCAUCAACAUCUCAGGUCGAGGAGGUCAGUCCUGAAGGGAUGGGUGAAGGAAGCACUGCCUAAGGUGACGCAAACAGAUCUGCACAGUCUCAAACCAGGUGACUGGGUGGUGGUUAAGGAUUUCAGGAGGAAAAGCUGGAGAGCCAGGCGGUGGCUGGGACCAUUUCAGGUACUUCUGACCACGCAGACUGCAGUGAAGGUUGCAGAAAGAGCAACGUGGAUUCACGUUAGCCACUGUAAGCGGGUUCCUGAGCCAGAGGAAAAACCAACACCCGACAGCUGCAAAGAGGAAUGAGAAGGGGCAUCAGGGCACACGGUGACGUGCUAGUAACCUCUCCCGUGAGCUCCAACUGACUUUCCACGACGCGUAUAGUGUCUGAGUCAGAAGAAAACCCUGAUACAACGCAGCAGCCGACACCGAGAAGGAGCAGCGUCAUCUGAAGGAGUAACAUCGACACACACACACACACGAAUGUAAACACAAA
Tachysurus fulvidraco (yellow catfish) is the source of this 1525-nucleotide messenger RNA. RefSeq lists its product as uncharacterized. NCBI's taxonomy places the organism in Eukaryota, Metazoa, Chordata, Actinopteri, Siluriformes, Bagridae. Bases 141 to 1040 code for a protein of 299 amino acids. The transcript has 2 exons. Gene Ontology annotation, molecular function: zinc ion binding; nucleic acid binding. The record is from RefSeq and is a predicted model, not a curated record.